Molecule: messenger RNA, 3148 nt
Organism: Sclerotinia trifoliorum
Lineage: Eukaryota; Fungi; Ascomycota; Leotiomycetes; Helotiales; Sclerotiniaceae
Source: the annotation of a GenBank genome assembly
UGUGUGGCUCAGUCAAAGUUAUAAUUCUACAUAUUCAUCACCCUGCAAUCUUUUGUAUCCUUAUAUUAAUAUUUUCCUCUUCCACUUCUACCAAACAUACAACGGCGUAGCACAGGUUGAAGAUAACUCCAAAACACAAAAUGGCUUUCUUAACGCCCAACACUGGGUCGUUUUUACUCGCAGCAUGCAUCUUGCUUGUUGUUCUUCCUGCCCCAGCAGCAGCAUUUGGUGCUGGUAACAUUCCCAGUAUAUCCAAUAUUGAGGGCAAAAACUUUCGUCAUGGCGAUAUCGAGGAUAUGCUUAAAACUGUUGCUUUCAUUAAGGGUCAUAAGUGGACCAGUAUGAUGAUUAAGAGGGUUUACUUUGGCAACUGGCUACGAGAUUAUUCUCAAGCAGUUGAUGUGGGAAGUUUGAAAGGAGUAUCAGCACCUACUAUUCGUAUUUUGGUAUGCAAACAAAACACCCCUUGUCAUUUAUAUGCUUACUCAUUCUUCGAACAUAGGUUUGGGUUUUGAGUUUCUUAUCCUUUGGUUAUGCUACCGCAGAAUUUGAGGUCACAGAAGAACGUCUUGGCGUUUAUAGACCCGAAGAGCAUAUCGACAACCCCAAAGGUUAUGCUGAUAAUCAGGAUGCAAGAACCUUCGAUCCUAGGCUUCGUGGCCCUAUUAACCCAAUGGAACUAGAGAUCGACCCAAAUACAGGCAUGAAGAAUUAUAUUGCAAAUGAAAGUGGAGGUUGGGCUACUAGUGCUGGCUAUGUCAAAUUCAGCUUUGCAAGAAGUAUCCAUUAUGGUAGACUUUAUACCAGCGGUUCGCAUGGUAAAGGCAAAGAAGAAGAUCUAUGCGAAGCCCUUCGAUGUCUUGGACAAGCCCUACAUUGCAUGGAAGAUUUUGGAGCGCAUACAAAUUAUUGCGAGUUAGCCUUGAGAGAAUUAGGGCACCGUGAUGUAUUUCCACAUUGUGGUGCCAAUGCGGAAAUUAACAUUCGUGGUCACCAUGUCUAUCCUCUAGUUACAGGCACAUUUGGAGCGGUUGAUUUCCUGCACUCUGUUCUUGGUGAAGCAAAUGACCAUUUUACGCAAACCGAAGUCGAAGAAAUGGAUCUUGCUCUAGGUGGAGCGCAAAAGGCUCAACAAAGUGGCGGGGGCGAUGGUCAACGUGGUUUAUUCGGAUCUGGAAGUAGCGGCACGGACUUUGCAGGCCUUCUUUCUCAAAUUCCUGGUAUGGGAGGUGGAUUAGCAAGUACAGCACGAGAUCUUCAAGCUCAAUCAGCUGCUCAAGAAUACCAGAACGCCAAUCAACGGACCAGAGCCGAUGAAAACACUUUUAAUGCUCCGCCCGGCUCCACAGGUGGUCCCCCAGGCCCGGGUGUCCCAGGAAUGAGCCCCGAUUUCGAUCCGGUUGCAACUGCGAAAAAGAUUUAUCCUAUUCUCGAGUUUAGAGAUAAGAUUGUGAGAGCAAUUAACAAUACAAUUGCCAAGAUCCCCGGUCUUGAAUCGUUGGUCGAGAAGAUCAGUGAGACCUUGACUGUGUUUAUCCUAUCUUUACUCGCACCGUUUGUUCGACCUAUCAUCGAUGCGGUGUCUGAUAGUUUGAGGAAGGGGUCUAGUACAGUUGUUGAAGCCAGUGCAAACUCUCAAUUUGAGCCAUGGAACGAUCCACAUUGCACCGAUCCAACUCACUCUAUGCUUUCCAAGGAUCAUUUUUCUAAUGUCUUGAAUUCAUGUGCUGGGAGAGUGGCUUCCACCAUCUUGCAAUAUGUUACACCGUAAGGUUUCUCCCUGUAGUUGUAAUAGAGUCACUAACCUUCUUUAGUCGCAUACUAUACGCCUGGCAAAACCCAGGCGUCUCCGUUGAUGAGGUCAUGAAUGAUAUUCUACGCACCUUCCAUCACCCGGCUCUACGUGACGAACAUGUUGAAAUCCAAAAGAAGAUGUUUGAUACUGUAAAAAGCUGGGUGAAAGAACAGCCAAAUGCCCAAAGUUUAAACCAUAUCCUUGGUUCAGAAUCCGUGAAGGCUGGUAGAAACCACACUGGCUCAGAACAACACGACCAUAAUCAUGGUGCGCUAGGUGGUCAUGGCAAAACAUCAGGUUCCAUCUGGUCAGAAAUCAAAACCAGGGAUCUAGGAGCAAUGGAGGGAUUGGAUACGAAACCAUCUUACAUAAACCCUUCCGCAAUUCCAGGUUCUCCAGUAAGAUAUUCCACCCCAAAUUACGGAUAUGGGAACACAGGUUCUACAGAACCAACUCAAGGUGGAAAUGCCUAUCUCGAGCCAAGUUAUCAACAGCAAGGUGGGUAUGCAUCUCAACAACCUCCGUACCAACAAUACGGAGGCUAUGAACAACAACAGCAGCAGCCAUAUGGUCAACAAUAUGAAGCCCCCCCAUUUGACAGCUACGAGCAAGGCCCUCCACCGGGAGAGUACUGGAAUCAAGGUCCUCCACCUUCCGGCCAAUGGGGUCAACAGGGACCACCUUCUCCGGAUCCAUGGGGUCGAGGUCCUCCUCAAACUCAAUAUCCACCUCAGCAUGGAUAUCAAGGCCAGCAAUAUCCACCUCAGCAACCUCCUUAUGGUGGACAAGGUGGGUAUCAGUAUCCACCCGGUGGUGCUGGAUAUGGGCGCUGAUAAUUCGGUGGCUGAUUCAUUUCAUUUGGUUUGGUUUGGUCUGGUUUGGUUCUCACUGCAAUUUAACUGGUUGCCGGGAAAGUGCAUGGAAAGGGAAUGGUGAUAAAGGGUAUGAAUGGUGGGAAAUUCGAGUUUCAGGUGGGGUUUGGAAUUAUGCAUUACGGGCCAUGAUUUGAUAAAUAGCACCGGAUAGUCAGCUAGCUACAUGAUGAUCCAUAAUGGGCUUUUUCAUGUGCAUAUGAAAAAGCUAGUUUUCACGAGAGAAUACACAAGUUGAUUUUCACAGUUCUGGCUUCAGCUGUCGACUUCUCAUCAUGUGUGAAAGAUCAUAUCCUGAGCCUUGAAGUUAUAAGGAUUGACUAUGUGCGGUUGAGAAUGAGCAACGAAAGAGUUAUAGGAAUUGGUGGUUAAACGGUAAUGAGAUUUCUCUUCGGCCAGCUCAAGUAAUAUGUUCGUUCCUAAUCUGUAUUUAGAACUACACUUGGAAUUGUAUACUAGAUACAGAAUCCAAGAAAAUCUA